UUCAUGACUGUGGGGAUGCAGCCUCCGGGAGAAAAAAAACCCACUUUACAGAUGGGAUCCUCAAUUCAGAGAAGUUUGUUGGCUUUCGGAUUCCAGGACAAUGGCGACGAGCACUCUGAAGGAGGUCUGGUUGAGAACCACGUGGAUGGGACCGUGAACCUGUUAGGCGGCGGAGGUGGUGCUGGCAGGAAGCCCCUCAAGUCAGGCAUGAAGGAGCUGGCCGUGUUCAGGGAGAAGGUCACCGAGCAGCACCGGCAGAUGGGCAAGGGUGGCAAGCAUCACCUGGGUCUGGACGAGCCCAAGAAGCUGCGGCCCCCACCUGCCAGGACCCCCUGCCAGCAGGAAUUGGACCAGGUCCUGGAGCGGAUCUCCACCAUGCACCUUCCGGAUGAGCGGGGCCCUCUGGAGCACCUCUACUCCUUGCACAUCCCCAACUGUGACAAGCACGGCCUGUAUAACCUCAAACAGUGCAAGAUGUCUCUGAACGGGCAGCGUGGGGAGUGCUGGUGCGUGAACCCCAACACUGGGAAGCUGAUCCAGGGAGCCCCCACCAUCCGGGGGGACCCCGAGUGUCACCUCUUCUACAACGAGCAGCAGGAGGCUCGUGGGGUACACAGCCAGCGGAUGCAGUAAAACCACAGCCAGCCGGUGCCGGGCACCCCCUGCCCCCACCCCCUCUCCAAACACUGGCAGAGGGAGGAGAGCCUUGCGUGGUGGGUGGGGAGGGUUUUCCAGGAGUGUUGACACGUGUAUUUAUAUUUGGAAAGAGACCAGCACCGAGCUCGGCACAGCCCCGCCUUCCCCCUCCCCGGCGCCCUCGCCUUCUCCUAUCCCUGCUGGGGAGGGAGGGUGCUUGCAGGGGUGGAGUUGGGGUGAAGGUUGGGGAGGGGGGAAAAAGAAAUUUUUAUUUUUGAACCCCCGUGUCUCUUUUGCUUAAGAUUAAAGGAAGGAAAAAUACA
This is a messenger RNA of Canis lupus familiaris (dog), 959 nucleotides long. It is a transcript of the gene IGFBP2, whose product is annotated as insulin like growth factor binding protein 2. Gene Ontology annotation, cellular component: extracellular region. Lineage: Eukaryota; Metazoa; Chordata; Mammalia; Carnivora; Canidae. The coding region runs from base 4 to 633 and encodes 209 amino acids. Gene Ontology annotation, molecular function: insulin-like growth factor II binding; insulin-like growth factor I binding. Gene Ontology annotation, biological process: regulation of insulin-like growth factor receptor signaling pathway. The transcript has 4 exons. The record is from RefSeq and is a predicted model, not a curated record.